Messenger RNA from Acipenser ruthenus (sterlet), 12559 nucleotides. RefSeq names its product EVI5-like protein. The record is from RefSeq and is a predicted model, not a curated record. Bases 358 to 2943 code for a protein of 861 amino acids. The transcript is spliced from 22 exons. NCBI's taxonomy places the organism in Eukaryota, Metazoa, Chordata, Actinopteri, Acipenseriformes, Acipenseridae.
AACUCCUUGAGGAAGCUUGGUCGAGUUAACUCUGACAGCUGAGGAUUUUUUUUCCAACCAAGCCUCCGCCUGUCCAGCAAAGCACUCACUGACCGUGAAACAGGGAAGCCGCAUCCGUGCUGAAAUAUUCGCUUUUAAAAACGGGAUUUGAGAGCUCGGUUUUGUUCACUGAAAAGCCCUCGGCCAUGCCCGUCGCCGGCAGGAGGGAGCUGGGAGUGUGUCCAUCAUUAUAUUAAGGUUGUUAAUUAUUUACAUCAGCCUCGACUCAGCCAUGGAGGUGUAGAUCGGGGCAGGUGAGGAGUCAUCAUUAUUCAGAAGGCCCUGUGCUCCACUAGCCUCCCCCUCAUCUCAGCAGGCAUGUCGACCCCCGCGUUGGAACUGAACCCAGCUGGUAGCCCCGUUCUGGAGGCCAUGGAGCCCUCCACCCCUCCCUCCGCUCAGGAAGCGGACCCCAACUCAGCGGGCAGCCCGGCGCUCAGCCCAGACUCCUCCUCGCACGAUGCCACCCUGUCUGUGCCAGCCUGCUCCCCGGCCGACUCCGACAACCUGAGCCCUGAUGAGCUGGAGCUGCUGGCCAAGCUGGAGGAGCAGAACAGGUUGCUAGAAGCUGAUUCGAAGUCGAUGCGCUCGAUGAGUGGCUCCCGCAGGAACAGCGGCUCCUCUCUGGUCUCCAGCUCCUCAGCCAGCAGUAACCUGAGCCACCUGGAGGAGGACACCUGGAUCCUGUGGGGCCGCAUUGUCAACGAGUGGGAGGAGUGGAGGCGCAAGAAGGACAAGCUGCUCAAGGAACUGAUCCGGAAGGGCAUCCCGCAUCACUUCCGGGCCAUCGUGUGGCAGCUGCUAGGCAACGCGGCGGACAUGCCAGUGAAGAACCAGUACUCCGAGCUGCUGAAGAUGUCGUCUCCGUGCGAGAAGCUGAUCCGCAGGGACAUCGCUCGCACCUACCCCGAGCACGACUUCUUCAAGGGGCAAGACUCCCUGGGGCAGGAGGUGCUCUUCAACGUCAUGAAGGCGUACUCGCUGGUGGAUAGGGAGGUGGGGUACUGCCAGGGCAGCGCCUUCAUCGUGGGGCUGCUCCUCAUGCAGAUGCCAGAGGAGGAGGCGUUCUGCGUGUUCGUCCGCUUGAUGCAGGAGUAUCGUCUUCGAGAGCUCUUCAAACCCAGCAUGGCCGAGCUGGGCCUGUGCAUCUACCAGUUUGAGUACAUGCUGCAGGAGCAGUUGCCAGAGCUGAAUGUUCAUUUCCGCUCGCAGAGUUUCCACACCUCCAUGUACGCCUCCUCCUGGUUCCUCACUCUCUUCCUUACUUUCUACCCAUUGCCGGUAGCCACGAGGAUAUUCGACAUCUUCAUGUAUGAGGGCCUGGAGAUUAUAUUCCGGGUGGGAAUGGCGAUUCUCCAGUACAACCAGACUGAUCUGAUCCAGCUGGACAUGGAGGGCAUGUCUCAGCACUUCCAGAAGGUGAUUCCUCAUCAGUUUGAAAGCUGCCCGGACAAGCUCAUACUGAGGGCUUAUCAGAUAAAGUACAACCCUAAGAAAAUGAAAAGGCUGGAGAAGGAAUACACCACCAUCAAGAACAAGGAGAUGGAGGAGCAAAUCGAGAUUAAGAGACUACGGACUGAAAACCGUCUGUUGAAACAGAGGAUUGAGACCCUGGAGAAAGAGAGUGCUGCUUUGGCAGAUAGGCUGAUUCAGGGUCAGGUGACUCGCGCUCUGGAAGCGGAGGAGAAUUACGUGAUCAAGCGGGAGCUGGCCGUGGUGAGACAGCAGUGCACGGCCGCCAGCCAGAGCCUGGAGAAAGCGCAGGACACCAUCCGGGAACUGCAGGAGCACAAGGUACGGAAAAACCAACCCACGGAGACGGACCCGUUUAUAUCCCAAACUGAAAGAGAAUUGCUACGAAUUUUACCCCAGAAAACAGAAUCAAAAUGCACACUGCGACCUGCUACCCCUUUUGUCUCGUGUCUGUUUCAGAGGAACAGCCUGCUCCCCGAUGAGAACAAUAUGGCUCAGCUACAAGACGAGCUGAAAGCAGUGAAGCAGCGGGAGAUGCAGACCCUCAACUCCUUCAAAGAGAUGCAGUCGCAGAUCUCUGACCUCAACGAGCACUGGCAGCUCCACAUGUCUCGCUCCUCAGGAGGAGGGGGUCACUGGAAGGAAUCCCCCAAAAAGAACGCCCUCAACGACCUGCAGGACAAGCUGAUGACAGCGAGGCUGAGAGAGGCACAGGCCCAGGCAGAGACCAGGGAGCUCCGACUGCAAGCAAUGCAACUGGAGAGCCAGAACCAGAUCAACAGCAACCUGCUGAACCGUCAGGAGGUAGAGAGCGCCGCCCUGCAGGAGAAGCUGCAAUACCUCGGCGCGCAGAACAAGGGCCUGCAGACCCAGCUGAGCGAGAUGAAGAGGAAACAGGCUGAGUUAGACUGCAAGAGUAAGGAGGAAGUGAUGGCGGUGCGUCUCAGAGAGGCUGACAACAUGGCUGCCGUGGCUGAGCUGCGCCAGCGAAUCGCAGACCUCGAAAUCCAGAAGGAAGAGGGUCGCAUUCAAGGCCAGCUCAACAACUCGGACUCAAGCCAGUACAUCAGAGAGCUGAAGGACCAGAUCGCUGAGCUCAAGACUGAGAUCCGUCUUCAGAAGGGCCACCAGCAGCGCUUCAAGGACCCGAUGACUGCGUUUGACGGGAUCCACAUCGUGAAUCACGUGAUGAGGGACGGCGAUUCGCUGAGCUCAGACGAGGACCUCCUGCCCAGCCCCCUGGCGGUGGGUGGGCUGCAGGACGCCCUUUACCCUUUGAACCCCGGCAGUGCCUGCUUCCUGCGCGGCGUGGAGAAUCCUGGGAAGGACAGCGAUGGCAGCACGGACAGCGAGCAGGAGGAGAGGACCUCUGCGGCACAGCUGUACGCACACAUGGUCUGUGGGGAUAAUGUAAACAACUUGGAAAACUGAGACCAGCAAGUCACAUUACUAGCAUUCUAAUUAUUAUUACUGUUUCAUUUAAAGACUGACCUACCGGUGGCAAUCGCCAGGACUAAUCCUUAUCACAACACUGCAACCCUCGUAGAAUUAAGGACACAAAGUCCCCCGAGCACAAUACCGUAUACUGAAAAUAUGUGCCGGCAAUUGCAGCAGUUUUCACGCCAAAUUGUACGCAACAGUAUGCUUUUGCAGCACUGAAACUUAUUGCCAAAUGUACAGAUGGCAGUGUGUUUGUGUGCAAAGGAGAUUUUUGUCAACACCCCGUUAGGAACUUUUCAAACCUUCACGACAUGUGAAUUUGAUUGACACACACACACACACACACACACACACACACACACGUAUUGUCUUCCAUACCAACUAUUAAACUAUGAUAAAAACACAACACUAAACCCCCCUUGAAUUAAAGGUUGCUGCAUUUCUCAAAAAAAGACAGGAACAAAAACUAAGCACUUCUGUACUGUCACAAACGUUGCACUGGCCACUGCAGUGACCACAGUCCAGUCCUGCACAGAUGAAUACAUCUGAAACUCUGGGUGUGGGAACCAAAUUUUAAAAAAAAAUUAAAAAAAUGAAUUCACUUCUGCACUGCGUCACCUAGCAAUCACUACACUGCCCCAUCCUUCCUACCGUUCCACUCCUCCCUACAGUAUUUCUUCUAAGUCUUUAUCUCCAGUCUUUUAAGUCAAGCCUCAAGUCUGGUAGCACCUCGAAAGCACUCGAUUCAAGCAUAGCAGCAGUGGAACAACUUGGUCUGAAGCAGACAAACUGCCCCCACCCGUUCUUGAAAGCGGGCACUACAGUACUGCACUGGAGACCUGCAGGGGAAGUUUGUGCCCUCAUUACAGCGUGGAGUUUCGCAGGAUCAAACCAGGCAACAGAAAAGGCUUGAGACAAACAAGCGAACAGUUCAAAGAGUGGUCCUAUUGAUCUGAAGCUUAACAAUCUGGAAACUGUACACUGAUCCAGAGUAGCCAGAAUUAUUUUUGGUCACGUUUUAUUUUAAGGGCCGCCUAUUAACUAUUAACAGCUAAUAAACAUGUUUCUGUUAAUUGUUAGUUAAUAUAUAAUAGGCUAGUUAAAACUGCAAACAUGAACCCUAUGGAUGAUCAAUACCCAGUCGAACAUAUACUUGAAAUCGGUUCAAAUUGUUACUGCAGUAAUGUUUAGCAAAUUAAAUCAGGUUAUUAUUAACUGCAGUGCAGAAGAGCCGGGCUUGUCUGCAUUCAUGGUGAUAGAGCUUCUAACCUCAUCUCACUGACCGAGAACAGCGUCCAUAACGGCAGUGCAGCACACAACACUGCCUGUUACACUAGUUUAUAAAGAUCUUAAUGUAUAACUCAAAAUGAACAACAGUUAAUAAACUAAAAAAGUGGCCCUUCAAUUAAAACGCGACCUUGAUUUUUUUUCACUGCCACAGACGAAAGUGUGCUGCUGUCAGCCACGUAAACAAAUAAAACUGGUCUUCCAUGCACUGUACUGUACGUGUGAGCGGGGGCUGUUGGAAAAUCUGCAGCAGGAUGCGUUUCUGUCUGUGUGUCAACCAUGUCUGAAGCAACUCACUGCGCCGCCCACCAUGCAAACUUGCAAUCGUGCAACACCAUGCUGCUUAACGAAAACAUGCAAUCAGAAGCCCAGUGUCUGAUUAGCACACUGAGUGAUGCAUGCUUUGCUGCUUCAAAGCCCCUUCCUUAACUUCAUUCCCUGAGAGAGGAGAGGACCCGCAAUGUCACAACUGAACAUCAACACAACAUUCAUCUCCUGGACUCAUUUGAUGCCACGCCAUCAUAACAUUUAAACCUGAGCCUGGGUUUAGUGUACCUGAACUCAUAAUAAAACCUGGGCUGGCUCAAACUGCUGUGAAACGAGAUGCCUGCUUCUGUUUGUGCAUGGGGCGGGGAAUCCAUGCAGAGUUAAAUUGAACGGAAAGAUGUGUAGCCCACAAACAGUGCUUUAGUUUCAGUUUUAUAUUGGAGAUUGAGAUCAGGUACAAGGGAUGAAGGAUUGUGGACUUUUUUUUUGGAAACUCACACGGGACUGUGGGGGAAAAAAAAAAAAAUGACGUACUGAACAGUAAUUUUUUUUUUUAUUUAUGUAUUUAUUAAUUUAUUUUAUUUUUGAUAAUAUAAAUAACUAACUUUUCCUCUGGCAUUAGAUAAUUCCCUGUCCCAACACAUUUUCAUUAGCCCAUGCACUCCCACAUCCAAGGUGUGGUUUUCCGUAAGGAUUUGAAAUCCCUUCUUAUUAUCCACAGUGCCAUUUUCGCUGCUCCCCUUAUCACUGUGCUGCCGAAGUCCUCAUUUCUUAAAGGGUUAAUCCUGUUAAAUUCUUUCUAGAGCAUCACUCUCCUUGCACUUACAAUAAUCUGUUUGCAACUCUGGCAACGAUGUGCUGUUGGGCUUUUCUGAAUCUACAGAACGGGUGAAUAACCGUUAAAUAAACCUUUUAACCACUCCCUGGGAGCUGUUUAAGCACUAAAAAGUAAGCUGAGUUUAAAAUCAUUUUUACAAUGCUGCUCCACACACUCAUCACAGAAUGGAUUUCUCUCUCUCUCUGUCUCUCUCUCUCUCUCUCUCUCUCUCUCUGUAUAUAUAAAUAUAUUUAAUCGAAAUAUGAAUAGCUGAUAUACAUAGAUUAUAAAUAAGUAUGUAUAUAGAUAUAUACGUUUGUGUGUGUGCGUGUUGUGCCUUUAAAAAAGGCAGACCUAUUUGGAAUUGUCUUACUUGUAUUAUAUUAGAUUUAACUUCAACACUACGUACUGUUGCCAAAUCCUGUUAUUUUGGGGGUCCUUUUUUCUUUUUUUUUUCUAUAAACUUUAUACCAGUGGUAGCCAAACUUUUUUUCUGUGCCAACACGGACCCAAAGUUAGAGGGUAGUGGUUAUGAUAUCGAUAACAAAUAAAUAAGACAAGAGAAAUCCUGAUCUGAUCACACUGAACGUGGGACUUGAAUUAAAUUGGUACAGGUUUGUGUUCCAACCCAGUCUUUAUACAGAUAAGCUGCUUUCUGAGAUUAUGGGCUGUAUUUUCAAAGCGUUUCCUCCAUUCUUUAAUUAACACAGAUUUAUUUUUUUUAAAGGCGAGGAAAUCAUGCCGAUGAGAAGCGAAACAGCUUGAGAGGGCUGAAGAGAACUUGCCAUGUAUAUCUCUUAGCAGUUCGGGUUCUAGUUCUGUAAAAUUAGCAAAGUGUGUUUAUCUUGUUCAAAAAUAUAGCCCAUAUUUACUGCAGUCUUUAAUUAACUCCUAUUUUGAUGACAAUGCAUCAGUAACACUGAAAAACAAAAUCUUAAUUCAGAACACAAGUGCAUUUAUUUAAUUUGAUGCAUUACAAUUAUACUUAACUUUUGCAGUUAACAAAAUUAGAGCAAGUUAUCAUAACAAGAUAGUUAAAGAGAAAAUAAAAAAUAACAGGCAGUUUAAAAUACCCCCAAAAAUACAAAGAAAUCAAAUGAGGGCAGUGGCACCUAAUGGGUUAAAAAUGUGUACGAGACCUGCAGUCACAUGACAUGGAUGCCUGCUAUUCAUUUUGUGCAAGUUUAAUAGGUGUUUGUACCCUUUCAGAAAAACAGGAGUUAAUGUUAGACCACUUAGUGCUUUAAUUAUGCAUCUAAAAAGUCUCCUGCAUUUUAUCAUUUGUGACUGUGUGUUCCUUUUCUCUUAUUAUUUUAAAUGAGUCGCAUGUGUGGCCUAUUAGGUAUCAAUUAAAUUAGACAAUCACUAAUUUGCCUAUUUUGAUAAUUUUCCAAGAUUUUCAGUUCCAGUGGUUUGAUUCCUAUGUAGAACAAAUCAAAACUAAAUCGGUGUUGUCUUUCCCCUCUGACUGGAUGGAGUGAUUUGUUUUAUUGGUGCGCGGUUGUGUUGAGAUCGCUGUGAAGAACCAAAGCAGACCGCAUUCUAGAAUUUCAAAGUAGCAAUGCUACCAUGGGGUUUGGCUCCACAAGAAGUUGUGCAAACGCUAUUCAGUGAAUCGUGUGAAUUGCUGAUGGUGCUAAAGUUCCCUACAGAGGCCGGUGAGUUGCUUGAUGUAGCUUGCAGUGGGACGAAAAACGAGGCAGAGAUUCAGUGAGGUUGCAGUGUCUCAGAUUCAGUGAGGUUGCAGUGUCUCAGAUUCAGUGAGGUUGCAGUGUCUCAGAUUCAGUGAGGUUGCAGUGUCUCAGACAUUCAGUGAGGCUGCAGUGUCUCAGAUUCAGUAAGAUUGCAGUGUCUCAGAUUCAGUGAGGUUACAGUGUCUCAGAUUCAGUGAGGUUGCAGUGUCUCAGAUUCAGUGAGGUUGCAGUGUCUCUGAGGUUCAGUGAGGUUGCAGUGUCUCAGAUUCAGUGAGGUUGCAGUGUCUCAGAUUCAGUUAGGUUGCAGUGUCUCAGAGAUUCAGUGAGGUUGCAGUGUCUCAGAUUCAGUGAGGUUGCAGUGUCUCAGACAUUCAGUGAGGUUGCAGUGUCUCAGGCAUUCAGUGAGGUUGCAGUGUCUCAGAUUCAGUGAGGUUGCAGUGUCUCAGAUUCAGUGAGGUUGCAGUGUCUCAGAGAUUCAGUGAGGUUGCAGUGUCUCAGAUUCAGUGAGGUUGCAGUGUCUCAGACAUUCAGUGAGGCUGCAGUGUCUCUGAGAUUCAUUGAGGUUGCAGUGUCUCAGAUUCAGUGAGGUUGCAGUGUCUCAGACAUUCAGUGAGGUUGCAGUGUCUCAGACAUUCAGUGAGGCUGCAGUGUCUCUGAGAUUCAGUGAGGUUGCAGUGUCUCAGAGAUUCAGUGAGGUUGCAGUGUCUCAGAGAUUCAGUGAGGCUGCAGUGUCUGAGAUUCAGUGAGGUUGCAGUGUCUCAGACAUUCAGUGAGGUUGCAGUGUCUCAGACAUUCAGUGAGGCUGCAGUGUCUGAGAUUCAGUGAGUUUGCAGUGUCUCAGACAUUCAGUGAGGCUGCAGUGUCUGAGAUUCAGUGAGGUUGCAGUGUCUCAGACAUUCAGUGAGGCUGCAGUGUCUUAGUGCAGGAUACUAUUCCGUUUUUAUUUUAAGGUUGAGUUAAAUGACAGAUUUUAAAGAGCGACUGGGUAUGAGGGUUAAAUAGAUUCUUGCUGUUUUAAAUUCUCUUUGAUGGGAUCGUGAGAGCUGUAUUGAGACUACAGGGGUGUUUUAAACUUCUACAAAGCGCAUCUAAACAAGAAUAGUGACAGCACUGUAUUGAAUAAUAACUGAAAGCUCCCACAUCUUUGCUGUAAGAUUUGUUACUGUGCAUCUUAGCAAUGACCACUAACCUGAAUACUAGCUGAUAACAUCCCAGUUAUCCAGCGCUGCCCCCCUGCACUUUUAAUAAUAAUAAUAAAAUAACAAUCACUAACAAACCUUGUUCUAGAGACCUCACCCUCCAAUCCUUGCCUUGUACAGUUCAAACUUUUUAAAAAACCCCUCGAUUACAAUGACUGAUGUCCUUGUGUAGAAAUUAGCUAUCGAAUACAAACCCUGCCUGGUUUUCAUUUGCAAUUUUUCCUUCGUUUUGAAAAACGUUAGGAAGGGAGCGCUCUUCCCUCAGACACACAGCAGCCUCAUUAAAUCAGACGGGCAGUACCGUAAAGCUUGUGCUACAAGUGAGGACAGAGUAGAGAGUCUCUCUUGCGUUUCAGUCGUUUGAAUGACCGCAGACUCUGGAUCAGGGGAACACAGUACUGAGAAAGAUUUAUCGAAAGGAACUUCACAGUAUCUACCAGUCUCAAAGCGCAGAAUGUAAUCGUCCAAGUGACUCCUGAAUUAUUUUGUAUGGCCCGGUCUAUAUGAGAUGUAAAUAUGUAUGUCAGACUGAGGCUAAGGUUCGGUGUCACUGGGGUAGUUUACCUGUUAACGUGUUUUUAAGAAAACAGGAUUGUCAAUCCAGGGACUGUGGUUAAUGACACUGCCAGGCACUUAAAGGAUGGGGCUGGGUACAAUGCAUCCAGAACCGCAUGCUCCAGUUUUUUUGUAUUCCCAAAGCAGAGCUAUACAAUACAAAGCUGUACGCCUGGCAAGAUUAUGCUCAUCAUACAGUACAGUGUGUUGUCGUUUUUCUUUCCGUAAUACGUGGUGCAAGUUUGAUCAGCAUCUAAUAGUUUUAACAUUGAUCUACUUCCACCCAGUCCCAUAUAUUUGUUUAUUUAUUUGCUUAUUUAUUUAAUUCCAAUUCCAAUUCAAUUCCAAUUCCAUUUCCAAAUCAUUUUUAAAAUCAAUUCCCAAUUUCAAAAGCAAUUGGAAUUGAUAUUUUAGAGAUAUAAUAAUUGUUGUGAUUGUUCGACUGCUUUCAUUUGAAGCCAAUUUAAUGGACUAACAAACAGCGACUUCAAUUGAAGUAGUUUGUUGCCGCUGUGAGAAGCUCAUUUUAACAGAAUACUGCUCACUGCAAUUGGGAGCGGUGAUGUGUUGGAAGUUGAUUAAAAGGGAAUUGAAAUUGGGAUGUAUUUUACAAUAGAAAAUGGAAUUUGGAAUUGGAAUUGGAAUUUAUUUUACAAUAGAAAAUGGAAUUUGGAAUUGGAAUUUAUUUUACAAUAGAAAAUGGAAUUUGGAAUUGGAAUUGGAAUUUAUUUUACAAUAGAAAAUGGAAUUGGAAUUGAAAAACAGGACGACCCCGACCCGGAUCCAGUACUUUGACAGCAAAAUAAGCAUAAUUUGUUGUAGCAACACUUCUGUGCAUGCAUAUUUUUAUCAAGUUAUUGGUGAUCCAUUCAUGCUCAGUCCCUUUUGAAGUAGUGUUAAAUGCCUUUGCCUGUAUCGGUCUGAUGUGUUCAGUGCAGAUUCAGCAGGAUUGCACACUUUUCUGAUUAAGGUAGAUCUAAAAGUAAACCGAUCUGGGAGCAGGAAUAGUAGAUUUGUCUAGACCUCCUUGCCGUGACAAUGCUGUUCUGAAGCUCUUUAUGCAGCAUCUUCAAGAAAUUGUUCACCAAGAAUACAUGUGCUCAUUUGGCAAAGCUUCUGCUCCAAGCGGACCUGGGUUCAAUUCCAGUACCAUCUUUCUUUUUUAAUAUAUAUAUUUUUUUUCAUCGAAAGGGUCAGUUUUAUGGUAAACAGGGUACUUGCAAGAACCCCUUUUUUGUUUAUUUAUGAAUGCAGAUCUUUGUUCUGCGUUUUAAACGGAGGCAAACUUUAGUGUUUGGUCACUAGAAAAAGAAAAACAUAAUCAGUAUUGUGUGCUGAACUGUUGAGCACUUUAAGCCAAAAAGAGGCACAUAACAAUGCAGGUUUACUAAAUCACUCUAAUUCGCAGUAGUACUGCAGUGGUUGGGUUAGAACUUAUUCUGUAAUGAAAAGACUAGGGGUGUGCUGAUGCUCAGACUCGUGAUUGCCUUUCAGAAGCAUCGACCGGCAGGUAUUAAAUAAAUCCAUUCAUUAACGUGUUGAUUUCAAAACAAGAAAAGCCGUCCUUCCCUCACCUUCACAACUGAGUACCAAUCAGUGGCGAUUAACAUCUACGUUGAGUGUUUUAAAAGCCGAUCAUCCAGGACGCUCAAUUGCCAUUGAUUGGUACUUAAUUGCAAAGGUGUUGGAAGGACAGACUUUCCUGUUUUGAAAUCAGGAAAUAUUGCAUACUCUUCUGCUUCUGUAUUUGGGGGGGGGGGGGAAUACAUGUAUAUAUUUUGUAUUUAUUUUAUUGUUAUUUAAAAAGAAAUCUUUAUAUGAAUUCAGAGUCUGCCAUUUACAUUUAGAUUAUUUUUUUUUUUUUUUUUCUGUCCUCUUACGUUUUUCUGUCCUCUUACUGCUCUUCUUGCAAUUAAUCAAAUUCUUUCAAACUCCUCGCUCCUCAGUUCUGGUUUUCUGCCUGUAAUAAUUUAGAUCUUUAACAUCAUGUCAUCAAAGAAACUACAAAAUGAUAUCGCAAAAGUCUACCGGAAGCCAUAAUAGUAGUUGACGGUAUGUAAUUCAGUAUGUAAAAAUUAUUCAGUAGAUUUCAUUGAAACAAAAUUAAUUCAUUCUAUAGGGUGAUGCAAAACUUUUGGCCAGAGGAGUAGGAGCAAGCACCAUCUACUACACAGCUAUACAUUUCAAUAACAGCUCAACUCUCUUUACAGAAGUAAUUGCAAGCUCCCUUUUGUUUUAGCACAUGGCCCUGCCUUAACUUCUUGUAAAGACACUUGAUCUGAUCUAGCCUGUGUUACACACGUCCAUGGCAGUUAGCUAGGACUAAGGAACAGCCCCUGAAUGCAGAGUGAAAGUCCCGUAUUAAUACAAAGAAAAACACAGUAUUUGAGUAAUAGUUGUUUGAGUAUUUGAGUUAAGCGUCACUAACAAGGGUUGCAAACAUCAUAAAAGGGUCUGGAGAUCGAAAAAGAAAAUGAGACACUGUAAUCUCUGAAGAGGUUUUUUUAAUAUUAUUUUAUUUCAGAGGGAUACAGGGUGUUCACAUGAAUGUGAGGAUGUACAUUUGCAAGAAAAUAAAAUUGACAUGAGUUUUUUUAUUGUUAUUUAAUUUAAUUUAAUUUAAUUUAAUUUAAUUGCUGUUUUUUGUUUGUUUGUUUUAGUCGUAUAAGAAGACAGUGUUCUCACCAGGCGUUUUAAAUGCCCACAUGACCAGGUGUUUUAAAUGCCCACAUCACCAGGUGUUUUAAAUGCCCACAUGACCAGGCAGGAUGUGAUAAAACCCUAAUCUAAAAACAGAGCGCUUAGAAGGUAGAUUCCCACUUAAAACAGCUGCUACUGGAGACAGAAAAAACAAGGUCCCUAACCAGAUUGGAGGUUUAAAGAACGCUGCAUUUUGCUUAUUACAUUUCUGGUGCUCCCUUGUGAGAACGCAUAACCACUUUGAAUACUGCUGGUAAUUAUAUGCAGAAAAAUCUGAGUGGCCCAGUUUACAUGUUCAUACUUACUCUGAAAAGGCCAGAGAAAUAUCGAACCAGUCAGCUGCAGCACAACUAGACUCUUAAGAUUCGGAUGUAGAGACUAUACAUGUAAGGCUGCAAUUCUUUCAAGCUAGCGCUGUUUGAUGGAAUUACAGUCAUAUACGCACAGUCGGAGUGUACAUUUUAUAAGUACUUGCAAACUGUUCAGAUUCUAUAGUUUCUCUGUUUUCUUACAGUCGUAUUGAAUUUGUGCACUGUUUUUUCAUUAUUGCAGCAUUUUAUUAAAUUUGUAUAGGUGUAAAUGUUUACUGAUAAUUGUUGUCUUUUAUUAAAUAGUUAAAUUCAAUGCAAAUAAUUCUAGAAGGACUCCAGGAUUGGAGUCAAGGACGUUUCUGUAGCACUGUUCACCACAACUCUGGAUAACGAUUCUGGUGAGAGCACUGAUCCAUCUGCCUGUAGUUUAUUUUGUGUACAUGAGGGAGAACACAUGAACUCACAGAAAAGACAGUAUAGCAACUAACCAGCUAGCCGUAGUCGUAGUAAUGAUGAGAAUACGAGUAAUAAUUCAUAUUUCAUAAUCCUAUAUCAAAUGGUGGUGGUCUCUCCCUGUAUUUCUUGUGUUCGUUGAUGCCAUGUAAUGCUCUGCUAGAAAAUAAAUACAUUUAAAAAUAUAUAUAUAACAUUUCUCUGUGACUUUUACCAUUUGCUGUCUUAAAACCUUCGUAACGAAAGGAAAUACAACAUUUGAGUGUUCUGUACUUACAAAAAAAAGAAAGAAAAAAAGAUCAAAUAAAACAUUUACACCAUGAA